This is a messenger RNA of Hermetia illucens (black soldier fly), 777 nucleotides long. RefSeq lists its product as uncharacterized. The transcript has 2 exons. Lineage: Eukaryota; Metazoa; Arthropoda; Insecta; Diptera; Stratiomyidae. The coding region runs from base 293 to 673 and encodes 126 amino acids. The record is from RefSeq and is a predicted model, not a curated record.
GGCUUUGAAAAUUACUUCAACGUCCCAGCUCAAUAUGUAGCUCGCAUAAGCUUUUUAAUUUCGUCCAGGACUAAAUUAGAUUUCUUGGAAAAUAAUCAAAAUUCGAUAAAAACCUUUAGAUUUUCUCUAAAUUUAAGAUAAAACUAAAAUAAUUGCUUUAACUGAGGAAUAGUGGUUGUAGGGGUGGACAAGGAGAGAAAAAGAAGGACCGAAACAAUCAGAGAACUUGAAGGGCUGAUUCACCAUUGAACAUUCGGGACAUUGGAAACCAUCAUCAAUUGCCAUUUGAAAAAUGACAGCAAGAAAUCGUUGCGAAGACCAAAAAACUGUAACCUUCCCUGAAUAUCCAAGUAGCUCUGAAGAUGUCCAAAUCACCCCGGACAUCUGGCCUGAAGAUGACGAGCCAACAAUAUGUGAGAAGGGCAAGAGUGGCAGAUCUAAGGGUAGUACUCGCCGUGCGGAGAAGUAUGGUAAAGGCUCUGGUUCGAACAAGCAGGGUGGCGGCCAUGAUAGUGACUUCGAUUGCGAUCCGUAUAUGUUACCAUAUAAUAACAUAUAUUAUCCAGCAGGACCCUAUGGACCACGGAUUGAACUCUGUCCAUAUGUCCCAUUAAAUUCUAGCCCUAAAAAUUCUAGAAACAAGAAACGGAUGGUGUCAACAAGUAAAAAGUAGACAGAAUAUUUCGGGUCUUGUUGGCGUGGUUCUGUAGUAAACCUGGAGGUAUCAUUCAAAUCUAUUUUAGUAAAUUUUAUAAAAUAAAGUGCUGUUUAAAUUUA